Messenger RNA from Rhineura floridana, 953 nucleotides. RefSeq names its product mitochondrial ribosomal protein S23 (gene MRPS23). Gene Ontology annotation, molecular function: structural constituent of ribosome. Gene Ontology annotation, biological process: translation. The coding region runs from base 98 to 673 and encodes 191 amino acids. The transcript is spliced from 5 exons. Gene Ontology annotation, cellular component: mitochondrion; ribosome. Lineage: Eukaryota; Metazoa; Chordata; Lepidosauria; Squamata; Rhineuridae. The record is from RefSeq and is a predicted model, not a curated record.
CAUCUCGCGAGGCUUCGUGCUUUCACUUCCUGAUGCUGCGGUUGCUAGGGCCUGCGGAGGGUUGCUAAGAGAGGCCUAGUUUAGGCUCGAAGGCGCUAUGGCGGGGAGUAGGUUGGAGAAGUUGGGCAGCGUCUUCAGCCGCACACGGAACCUGCUGCGGUCUGGGGUGAUGUCUGAAGCCAAGAAACCAAUCUGGUAUGACGUUUAUGUCGCUUUCCCUCCGCUGAGGGAGCCUCUUUAUCGGGAGCUUCGUCCGCAAUAUGGCAAGGUUGAAGAAGCGGUUCCCCCCAUCCUGUACCAGGAGGAUGAGAUCAGAGCGAAAUUUUACAAAGCUUACGGAAACGGCCCAAGACCCCUUGAACUGUCCAGACUAAACUUUAAAUCCCCCUGCCAAAGGUUUGUUGAAAAAUGCAUGGCACUGCAAAAGCAGGGAGAAAUGGAUGGCGACAAACUGUUUGAAGAAACAGGGAAAGCGCUCUUGGCCGACGGACUUGUCUUACGCAGAAAAGGAGCCGAGAGUGCAGCCCAGCAGGCUUCUCUGGAAGUCAGACGCAAGGAUCCGGUGUUAGAAAAGCGACUCCAAAGUGUGCUGCAGGAGAUGCAGGACAACAUGCAGGAGGAGCAGAAGCCUGGACCCCCAGAAGCACCAGAGAAAGGCCCGUCACCAUCCUAAAGGGCUAUGCAUUUUUCAGCCUUCCUUGGAAGCCAGAGUUAUGUGCCACUGAGUGUCUGGCCAGGGGCACACGACUAGCCAGACGGAGAAACUCUUGCCAAACCAUUCUGGUUGGCAGUUUUCCGUUCACCUCAUGUUUCUCUAUGUUAUAAGCAUAACAAUAACUUAGUCUAAUUGUGACUUGCUUUGGAAUGGGGGUGGCAGUGACAGGGGGCAAUCCUGCAUGCAGGAGUGCCUGACUAAAAUGAUGGGUUUCAUAAUUAAAAAACCUCCUUCAGAA